CAGGUCACGAGUUGGGCAGUGAGUGAGUCCCGUGAGUUGAUCGCCAAGGCGUAGACAGUGAACUUCUUCUUGUUAUGCGAUGUAGUAUUCAGUACGGAUAAGCUGACAUAUUUUUUGGGAAAGGAGGCGACUGCAAAGAGCAGAAUAUAAAAGGUGACGAAAGUGGGGUACUAGAUGUGAAUCAGUACUUAAACUGCUGUGCUGACAUAGUGGUAGGGAAAUUUCUAUGAUCCGCAUUUCAUGAGUGUGUAUGAAAUGUACAGCGCAGUGAACGCAGACAACGAGACUUACCUGGGUAUUGAAGUGCGAUACCCAAUCACACACAUUACGUGGGACCAAGGUCAAUAUACAAGCUAUGAAAUAUGCUUGCAGACCAAUGACAUGGCAUUCACAUCUCGGUCAUCAAAAGUGCGAAGACGCUAUUCAGAGUUCAUUUGGCUGAGAAAAAAGCUUCGCAGUCAUCAUAGAAACAGGAAACCACCAGAACUGCCUCCAAAGCGGUUAUGCUCUUCAAGAUUUGACAAAGAUUUCAUUGAGCGGAGGCGCCGUCUAUUGGAAGAAUGGUUGAACAAGGUGGUGAAGGUGAUGAUAUAUGUGUCGGACAGCACUCUACAUCUGUUCCUGCAGACGCCGCUUCCCGACCACGACAUGGACGAAUGCAUACGUGGCAAAUCGAAGAUGUCGGCUACGGAGUAUGUGAUAAGUCACGCCGGUCCCAUUGUGCACGAGGCAGACUCGGACGACAGCGAUGCAGGAUCGUGGGUUGACCUGGAGAGCAAUGACACGCUGUUCGCACUGCCAUCUAGUGACGCGACAGCGAACCUCGGCAUCGGUCCCAGCAUAGUAAACACCAUCGUCGACACGAGCGGCUCGGCAACCUUCAUCAGUCACACUCUUGUUGGCCGGCGCACCUAUAUGACGCGGGUGAUGAGUGCACCGAGUGACCUCGCGAAUCAAGGCUCGAGUCCCAGGUCCAUACUUCGGCCGGACGCCGGCUCGCCAGACGCCAUUUUUAAUUCCAGCGAGGCGAGCAUACCCUCGCGGGAGAGACGCGUGAAGUUUUCACCGACCGUCAUGGUGAAUACUAUACAUUCGCAAAAUUACGCGUGAUACGGUCGGCCGCGAGUUUGAGGCUGUCCCAGGGGUGUCUAAAGCAGUUUUUGUUUUUUUUAGAAGAAAUACAGCAAUACUUGUGGUUCGUUACGAAAUAUAGUGUAUUAAAAAUGUAAUAGUUCUUUUUGCAAGUGUUAUUUGUGCGAAAUCACAAGAACUGAAUAAGAUUAUAUAAGGAGCCUGCAAUCAUCUAUUUUAGACACCUUUUUUUAUACAAUUUGAGGUAAUGCUAUGACAACCUUAAAUAGACCGCAUCCCCACUCGUAGGGAAGUCAUGCAGAAAAUCGAUCUUCGUACAAGUUGUCCUCAUUUAUACUGCAGAUUUUUAUAACACAUUCCUGAUGUUUUGUUUGUGCUUGUUCACAUGAACAAAGGUAUUUGGAAUAACCGAAACUCGUUAUUGAAAUAGCUCAUCUUAUUUUUGUAAGCCUAUGGCAACUAUAGAGACGCACAAAUUCACGACAGCUCCGAGCUGGGACUGCUCUACAACUAUAGUCACUAUAAAAGUCCAGUGUCUUCAAGUCAUAGGUAGAAGAAAUCAAAAUAUGAUGGCGACUUACUCCCUAUUUUGUUCGACUCGGUCGUUAUCAAAUUGCUGAAGAAAUGAGCUAAGGAACACACCAUAGGGAGUCGCCUGAUCACGGGUAGAACUAUUUUGAAUGCUAGCCAUCUGUUCUUCGUGCAAUAGCCAAUGAUCGGAGUCGUCUAUCUAUUUACAUGAUUUAUGCGCACAAUUAGGAAAGAUAAUACCACCCACUCAGGGUUCUCCAAGCUUUUUCAUUAUAGCAUGGCGGGGCUGCCUUUACGGUCCUAGUUUUAGCAUUUUUUUUAGCUAAUUUUAGCAUGGCGGCUAUGAUA
Priapulus caudatus is the source of this 1971-nucleotide messenger RNA. RefSeq names its product sorting nexin-10-like. Lineage: Eukaryota; Metazoa; Priapulida; Priapulimorpha; Priapulimorphida; Priapulidae. Gene Ontology annotation, biological process: intracellular protein transport. The transcript is spliced from 7 exons. The coding region runs from base 241 to 1110 and encodes 289 amino acids. The record is from RefSeq and is a predicted model, not a curated record. Gene Ontology annotation, molecular function: phosphatidylinositol binding.